GAACUCCAUUUCCCAGGGCUAACACCGGUCUGCUCGAUCGAUUGACGGGAGUCAGCCGCUCACGCGGACUUUCUCUGGAACUAUUGAGUCGUCCGUCCCGCACGCUCGUUUACCGAGAGAAUCGGUCGGUUUUAUCUCCACGGAACGGUCAACAUCAGAAUAAGCGCUCGACUGACGAGGAAUUGUUUCGCUUCGACAGUCGAGAUCAAGAGCGCUAUUCGGAAAGACUAAAGCGUAGACUAGGAACUGCGUUUCUGAAGUCUCACAUUAGUUUCAACCGAAGACCCUACGAUGGACCCGAGAGAAGCUGCCCCCGACUGCUGGGAGCAGGAGGACGACGUGGAGGCCACGGUCGUGGGUCCUCUCGAAUCGGCACUCACCGAUUUAAACGUGAACGCCAGAGACUUUGUCCCGAAUAUAAACGCUGCUGAGUUUGUCCCGACCUUCGCUGUUAAGAAGCCCACGGAGAACCACGACCACGACGAUAUUCAAGCUCUGAACGACAGUGAUCUGAUGCGGGGAACUAAAGACGAGAUCGACGGAGAGAUUGAAACGAUUGCCAAGAUGGAAGAGUCAGAAACUGAAGCUACGGUGGAGAACGGGGUGUCAGAGACGACCACAGAGGAGGCCUGGGACCAAAAGCUGGCAGAGCCAAACGAAGCGGAACCAGGGGGCGGGCCCGAGCCGGACGGGGGGCCGGAGGAGGUCGAGGUCACCGCGGUGACCCCAGAGAUGGUCGAGGAAGAGGAGGAAGUGCCAAAGCCGAAGGUUGCACCUUGCCAGCCUGACGCUCCCAAAAAGGAGCACGUCAACGUAGUGUUCAUCGGCCAUGUAGAUGCUGGUAAAUCUACCAUCGGGGGCCAAAUCAUGUAUCUGACAGGGAUGGUGGAAAAGAGAACUCUGGAGAAAUAUGAGAGGGAAGCCAAGGAAAAGAAUCGGGAAACCUGGUAUCUGUCUUGGGCUCUGGACACAAACCAAGAGGAGAGGGACAAGGGCAAGACGGUGGAGGUGGGACGGGCCUACUUUGAGACGGAGAAGAAGCACUUUACCAUCCUGGACGCCCCCGGACACAAAAGCUUUGUACCCAACAUGAUUGGUGGAGCGUCGCAAGCUGAUCUGGCUGUAUUGGUGAUCUCAGCCAGAAAGGGGGAGUUUGAGACGGGCUUUGAGAAGGGCGGUCAGACACGGGAGCAUGCCAUGCUGGCCAAAACAGCCGGGGUGAAGCACCUCAUAGUCCUGGUCAACAAGAUGGAUGACCCGACAGUCAACUGGAGCCUGGAGAGGUAUGAAGAAUGUAAGGAGAAACUAGUGCCAUUUUUGAAAAAGGUGGGCUUCAACCCGAAGAAGGACAUCUACUUCAUGCCAUGCUCAGGCCUGACGGGAGCCAACUUGAAAGAACCUGUAGAUACUUGCCCCUGGUAUACAGGGUUACCAUUCAUUCCACAUCUGGACAGUUUGCCAUCUUUAAGGAGAUCAAAUGACGGCCCGGUCCGAUUAGCCAUUGUAGACAAAUACAAGGAUAUGGGCACAGUGAUUCUAGGAAAACUAGAGUCGGGGGUCAUCUGCAAAGCCCAGCAGCUGGUCAUGAUGCCAAACAGGCACACGGUGGAGGUGCUGAGCCUGCUGUCCGACGACGUGGAGACGGACGAGGCCGUCCCCGGGGAGAACCUCAAGCUGCGGCUGAAGGGCAUCGAGGAGGAGGAGAUCCUGCCCGGAUUCAUCCUGUGCAACCCCGACAACCUCUGCCACUCUGGGAAGACCUUCGACGCCCAGAUCGUCAUCAUUGAACACAAGUCCAUCAUCUGUCCCGGUUACAACGCAGUGCUACACAUCCACACGUGCAUUGAAGAAAUACAAAUUACGGCCUUAAUCUGUUUAGUGGACAAGAAGACGGGCGAGAAGAGCAAGACGCGGCCGCGCUUCGUCAAACAGGACCAGGUGUGCAUCGCCAGGCUGAGAGCUGCAGGGACCAUAUGCCUCGAAACAUUCAAAGACUUCCCCCAGUUUGGACGCUUCACCCUGCGAGAUGAAGGUAAAACCAUCGCCAUAGGUAAGGUGUUAAAGCUGGUGGCCGAGCGCGACUGAAGAGCCGGGGGCGACUGCGUGGUCCCCGAGGUGGCAGGCAGGGGGCGCCCUGCGGUCACUCUGGGCUUCUUAGCAGCCCGACAGCUGCACGUUCCCUGCAGCCCCGGCCCCCCCCCCCCCCCACCAGCCCUGGCUCCCCCCCGCCAGCCCAGCCCUGGGGGGAAUCGGCUUUGGGGGUUUCAAACAGAAAGGACCUCCGGUGUGAAAGGAAUGCCUGUUUUUUAAGCAAAAUGGAAAAUCCUAAAAUGUCUUAUUCUACACGAGUCGGCUUUCUCAUAUUGAGAGCUCAGUUAUACCAUUUUUUUCCCAAUUUACUUUCUCUGCUCAAUUAAUGAUUCCUAAAGAAAUUAUUUCCUUAUUUUUUUUUUUAUCCUUUUGAAUUGAAUCAAUAACAAUGUACGCCGUUGGAACCAAAUGUUUAAUCUCCUGGCUAAUUGUCUUCCUUUGCUUUCCUUCACGUUUAGUUUAUCAUGUUGAUCAUGUCAUCAGUGUUGAAGUGCGAACAUGAAAUAAAGCAAACCAGUAUGACAAUUAAA
Molecule: messenger RNA, 2621 nt
Organism: Gadus morhua (Atlantic cod)
Lineage: Eukaryota; Metazoa; Chordata; Actinopteri; Gadiformes; Gadidae
Gene: gspt1l
Product: G1 to S phase transition 1, like
Exons: 15
Coding region: 292-2085 (597 amino acids)
Molecular function (GO): GTPase activity; GTP binding
Source: RefSeq, a predicted model, not a curated record